CUUAUAAACUUGCAACUGAUGAUGACUUAUAUGAAGAUUUUGACGAUGAAAGUGUGAACAUUUAUAAAAAUGACCCUAUCCACUCUGCAACAGAUAAUGGAAAAUCAUUUGAUCCAGAUGUAACACUAAUGAAAUUUGGUAACAGAUCAUCCUUGGUUGAGCUCAAUAAAGAUGAUGAAAGGCAUUCCAAUGGGUUCUGCCCUUUACCCAUCUACAAAAGGCCACAACCACCUAUUCCGAAUGAAGACAUAACUAUUAACUUUCACCUUGGAGAUAACCAUACUAGUGUCCACUCUGUAGCUGACAAUGAAAACUUGAAUGAUGCUUACAAACUUGCAACUGACGAUGACUUAUAUGAAGAUUUUGAUGAUGAAAGUGCGAACAUUUAUAAAAAUGACUUUAUCCACUCCGCAACAGAUAAUAGUAAUGGAAGAGCGUUUGAUCAAGACGUAACACAUCCAAAAAUGAAAUUUGUUAACAGUUCUUCCUCAGUUGAGCUCAAUAAAGACGAUGAAAAGCAUUCCAAUGGGUUAUGCUCUUUACCCAUCUACAAAAGGCCACAACCACCUAUUCCGAAUGAAGACGAUGUCUAUGAGAACAUAAGUCCUAAGCCACUUACUAAAGAAGAAGUUAUUGAGGACAGUCGUAAAAAAAUGUAUGCUGCGCUGGAAGAAACUAAGGAUUGGAAAAAGGGUGGACCCAGACCAACAUCAUGGCCAAAACUCACGCCCGAGGAAAAUAUGCGGAAGGCUAUCCCUAAAAUCUAUGCCGCACAAGCAGCACAAAGACAAAGGAUGAAGGAUGAAAGAAGACCCCUUCUAAUGAAAAAAUGGAAAUCAAUUAAGAACUUGAUAUCUAGUAAGGGAAAGUGAGGCAUAAACUGGUUGAUAUGUUGAAUUUCAUUUUGAAUUAAUGGUCAUGUGGGGAACUCCCUUAUUGAACUGCAAUCACUAAAAUCCUACAACAUAUUGGGAUUCCCAUGAACAAUACAAGUUGAUAUGUCAUUGUAUUUUGAAUGAGUUCAAAAUAAAGAAUGUCACGAUUAUUUGAGUACUUCUUGUAUUUUGAAUUAUUUAUUUAAAAAGUUAUUCAAAUAUGAUCUUUCAUAAAAUGAACAGUUUGUAAAUAUGAAUUGAGCUUUCUUAUGCACCCUCUUUAUGUUCCCUCUCACAUGCAUAUUUAGGAAAUAAAACAUACUUCUU
Molecule: messenger RNA, 1202 nt
Organism: Owenia fusiformis
Lineage: Eukaryota; Metazoa; Annelida; Polychaeta; Sabellida; Oweniidae
Source: the annotation of a GenBank genome assembly